Messenger RNA from Fragaria vesca subsp. vesca, 5027 nucleotides. RefSeq names its product ARF guanine-nucleotide exchange factor GNOM-like. The transcript has 2 exons. The coding region runs from base 1 to 4416 and encodes 1471 amino acids. NCBI's taxonomy places the organism in Eukaryota, Viridiplantae, Streptophyta, Magnoliopsida, Rosales, Rosaceae. Gene Ontology annotation, biological process: regulation of ARF protein signal transduction. The record is from RefSeq and is a predicted model, not a curated record. Gene Ontology annotation, molecular function: guanyl-nucleotide exchange factor activity.
AUGGGGCGUCUCAAGCUGCAGACUGGGAUCAAGUCAAUUGAGGAAGAAACUGAGGAAUGUGAUGCCACCAAUUCUCAUAAAUCUACCAUAGCAUGCAUCAUUAAUUCAGAAAUAGGUUCCGUUUUAGCGGUUAUGAGGAGGAAUGUGAGAUGGGGAGGACGGUAUAUGUCAGGUGAUGAUCAGCUUGAACAUUCUUUGAUCCAAUCAUUAAAGGCGCUACGCAAGCAAAUCUUCUCAUGGCAGCAUCAGUGGCAUACCAUAAAUCCUGCUGUGUAUCUCCAGCCAUUUCUGGAUGUGAUUAGAUCGGAUGAAACUGGUGCACCAAUCACUGGUGUUGCUUUGUCAUCUGUUUACAAUAUCUUAACACUUGAUGUGAUCGAUCAGAAUUCUGUCAAUGUUGACGAUGCCAUGCACAUGUUAGUUGAUGCCAUCACUAGCUGUCGAUUUGAGGUGACUGAUCCUGCAUCUGAAGAAGUGGUACUGAUGAAGAUACUACAGGUUCUUCUGGCCUGCAUGAGGAGUAAAGCAUCUGUUAUGUUGAGUAAUCAACAUGUUUGCACUAUAGUGAACACAUGUUUCCGGAUAGUUCAUCAAGCAGGAACAAAAGGUGAAUUAUUGCAGAGAAUAGCUCGCCACACCAUGCAUGAACUUGUCAGAUGUAUUUUCUCACACCUUCCAGACGUCCACAGCACCGAAAGUGCAUUGGUAAAUGGAAACAAUACUGUCAAGCGAGAGAUUGCAGGAGUUAAUAAUGAGUAUGCUUUUGGGAGUAGACAAUUAGAGAAUGGAAGCAUAAAUUCUGAGUAUGAUCUUCAACAAUUAUCCACAAUUCCUGCCUCAAAUGGUUCCUCUGGUCUGGCAGCAUCUGGGAUGGAUGAUACUACAAUUGGGGCUUCUGGCGGGAAGGAGGCUGUUCAGUAUGACUUGCAUCUAAUGACUGAGCCCUAUGGGGUCCCUUGCAUGGUGGAAAUAUUUCACUUUCUUUGUUCGUUGCUAAAUGUCUCUGAGCAUAUGGGAAUGGGUCCCAGAUCUAAUACCAUAGCAUUUGACGAAGACGUGCCUCUUUUUGCCUUGGUUUUAAUCAAUUCAGCUAUAGAGUUGGGUGGGGCGUCCAUUCAGCAUCACCCCAAGUUACUGAAUUUGGUUCAGGAUGAAUUGUUUCGGAAUCUGAUGCAAUUUGGACUAUCAACUAGUCCACUUAUUCUUUCAAUGGUUUGCAGCAUCGUCCUUAAUUUGUAUCACCAUCUGCGCACUGAACUUAAACUUCAGCUCGAGGCUUUCUUUUCAUGUGUGAUAUUGAGGCUUGCACAAAGCAGGUAUGGAGCUUCUUAUCAACAGCAGGAGGUUGCUAUGGAGGCUCUUGUUGACUUCUGCAGGCAGAAAAAUUUCAUGGUGGAGAUGUAUGCUAACUUGGAUUGUGACAUAACUUGCAGUAAUGUAUUUGAAGAACUUGCUAAUUUGUUGUCAAAGAGUGCAUUCCCUGUUAAUUGCCCUUUGUCUUCAAUUCACAUUCUUGCCUUGGAUGGUCUCAUUGCUGUCAUUCAGGGAAUGGCAGAAAGGGUAGGGAAUGGAUCAGUUAGUUCUGCGCAUACUCCAGUAAAUCUGGAGGAGUAUACUCCGUUCUGGAUGGUGAAGUGUGACAACUACAGUGAUCCUAAUCACUGGGUUCCAUUUGUUCGCCGGAGGAAGUAUAUAAAGAGAAGAUUGAUGAUUGGAGCUGAUCAUUUCAACCGUGACCCAAAGAAAGGGCUGGAGUUCCUCCAAGGAACUCAUCUGUUGCCUGAGAAACUUGAUCCUCAAAGUGUGGCCUGCUUUUUCAGGUAUACAGCUGGGCUAGAUAAGAAUCUUGUUGGGGAUUUCUUGGGAAAUCAUGACGACUUUUGUGUUCAGGUUCUUCACAAAUUUGCUGGUACCUUUGAUUUCCAAGAUAUGAAUUUGGAUACUGCACUCCGCCUUUUCUUGGAAACUUUUCGUUUGCCUGGAGAAUCACAAAAGAUACAAAGGGUUCUUGAAGCAUUCUCAGAGAGAUAUUAUGAACAAUCACCUCUAAUUCUUGCUAAUAAGGAUGCUGCCCUUCUGUUAUCAUAUUCAAUCAUAAUGCUUAAUACAGAUCAGCACAAUGUUCAGGUGAAGAAGAAGAUGACAGAGGAGGAUUUCAUUCGGAAUAACAGACACAUCAAUGGAGGCAGUGAUCUUCCUCGAGAUUUCCUGGCAGAGCUUUAUCACUCAAUAUGCAAGAAUGAGAUCCGCACUACUCCUGAACAAGGUGCUGGUUAUCCUGAAAUGACCCCAAGUCGGUGGAUUGAUUUGAUGCACAAAUCCAAGAAGAAUGCUCCAUUCAUUGUAUCUGAUUCUAGGGCCUACCUAGAUCAUGAUAUGUUUGCUAUAAUGUCGGGCCCUACAAUUGCUGCAAUCUCUGUGGUAUUUGAUCAUGCAGAACAUGAAGAGGUUUAUCAAACAUGCAUUGAUGGAUUUUUAGCUAUAGCAAAGAUUUCAGCAUGCCACCAUCUUGAAGAUGUACUAGAUGAUCUGGUUGUGUCUCUCUGUAAGUUCACAACUCUGUUAAACCCAUCAUCAGUUGAGGAACCUGUGCUAGCCUUUGGUGAUGACACAAAAGCUAGAAUGUCUACUGUGACAGUUUUCACCAUUGCCAAUAGGUAUGGUGAUUAUAUUCGCACUGGUUGGAGAAAUAUUCUCGACUGCAUCUUAAGAUUACACAAGCUUGGUCUUCUUCCAGCUCGUGUGGCUAGCGACGCAGCUGAUGAAUCCGAGUUUUCUGCAGACGCAGGUCCUGGCAAGCCGAUACCAAAUGCUCUAUCUUCAGUUCAGUUGGCUACUGUGGGUACUCCUAGGAGAUCUUCUGGAUUGAUGGGUAGGUUUAGUCAGCUCUUAUCUCUUGACACAGAGGAGCCGAGAUCACAACCCACCGAACAACAACUUGCUGCUCAUCAACGGACCCUUCAGACAAUUCAAAAGUGCCACAUUGACGGCAUUUUCACUGAGAGCAAAUUUCUGCAGGCUGAAUCCUUGUUACAGCUUGCAAGGGCAUUGAUUUGGGCCGCAGGGCGACCACAGAAAGGCAACAGCUCUCCGGAGGAUGAAGAUACUGCUGUGUUCUGUUUGGAAUUGCUGAUUGCUAUUACCCUAAAUAAUAGGGAUAGGAUUGUGCUUCUUUGGCAGGGUGUAUAUGAGCACAUAUCUAACAUUGUUCAGUCAACCGUGAUGCCUUGUGCCCUGGUGGAAAAGGCUGUUUUUGGACUUCUUAGAAUUUGCCAGCGGCUGCUUCCCUAUAAAGAAAACCUUGCUGAUGAACUGCUGAGGUCCCUGCAGCUUGUCUUAAAGCUUGAUGCUCGGGUUGCAGAUGCCUACUGUGAGCAAAUUACUCUGGAAGUCAGUCGCCUUGUGAAAGCAAACGCUUCUCACAUCAGAUCCCAGCUAGGGUGGCGCACAAUUACAUCCCUAAUCUCCAUCACGGCCCGCCACCCCGAAGCUUCUGAGGCUGGGUUUGACACACUGUCCUUCAUUAUGUCUGAUGGAACCCACCUGAUGCCCACCAAUUAUAAUCUAUGUGUUGAUGCAUCAAGGCAAUUUGCUGAGUCUCGUGUUGGGCAGACAGAGCGAUCUCUGACCGCAUUAGAUCUUAUGGCAGGUUCUGUUGAUUGUUUGGUACGGUGGGCACACGAGGCUAAGAAAGCUACUAAUGAGGAGGAAGCUGUGAAAAUGUCUCAGGAUAUUGGAGAAAUGUGGUUACGGCUUGUUCAGGGGUUGAGAAAAGUUUGUUUGGACCAAAGAGAAGAGGUCAGGAACCAUGCUUUGUCAUUGUUGCAGAAGUGCUUGACUGAAGUUGAUGGGAUCCCUCUUCCACAUGGUCUGUGGUUACCGUGCUUUGAUCUUGUAAUCUUCACAAUGCUUGAUGACUUACUUGAAAUUGCACAAGGACACUCCCAAAAAGACUACCGGAACAUGGAAGGCACACUUAUCUCUGCCAUGAAGCUCUUGUCAAAAGUGUUUCUGCAGCUACUCUCUGACCUGUCACAGUUAACAACCUUCUGCAAACUAUGGCUGGGUGUUCUCAGUCGAAUGGAAAAAUACAUGAAGGCGAAAGUUAGAGGGAAGAAAAGUGAUAAGCUUCAGGAACAAGUACCAGAGCUACUUAAGAACACCUUGGUUGUUAUGAAUUCGAAGGGAGUGCUUGUUCAGAGGAGUGCUUUAGGAGGAGAUAGCUUGUGGGAGCUGACAUGGCUACAUGUCAACAACAUAUCUCCAUCAUUGAAAUCAGAUGUUUUCCCUGAUCAAACUUUGGAGCAGUCAGAGACCAAGACAGGUGAGACUGGGGGAGGUCUAGUAUCUGAUGAAGCAGGUAAAGUAGCUCCAACCGAAACAAUGUCCUCUGAACUUUCUGGCACUGGAGGUUAGCAUGUUGUAAAGUUGGCAACACGAACUGGUCUGCCUAAAGCAUGUUAAUAUGGACGCAUGAUCACGAGUCAGUAAGUAGUCAUAAUGAGGUGUUAUGUUCUGAAUAUGAUGCUACAGAAAUUGGCAGAUGACAUUUUGUUUGUAGAAUUGCUAUAUAUGGAUUAGGCUUUAGCAGAGAGAGAACCAAUAUACUAGUUGUUCAAAAACCUGAGAAGAUUGCUUAUCUCUUUAUACUCAUCUUCAUCUCCUUCGAAAGGUGUCAUCUUUGCCUCCAGAGAACUUCGUUGCAGUGCUAUAUUCCCCGGAUGGUAUUGGUUUUCUCUAAAGAUAGUAUAUCUGCCAGUGAAUUCGUCUAUAUUUUUGUUUGCCUUUUUCAUCAAUGUACAGAACUCAGGAUUUGCUACUUUUAACUUUCAAGUAGUAGUCUACUUGGCAUGGAAACUAAAAUUGUGCCAUGCUUGACAUAGAUAAAUUGCUGUAUCGUAAUUUGCAGAUUGUUGGUUAUUCUAGUGAUGUGGUAUGAUGAGUUGGUGAAUGUUCUUAUGCAAAGUUGGGAUCUUAUAAUGUAGAAAUUGCACUGCAGUUUAAAAUGUGUAACCCUUCUCUUUCUG